Molecule: messenger RNA, 1553 nt
Organism: Brachypodium distachyon (stiff brome)
Lineage: Eukaryota; Viridiplantae; Streptophyta; Magnoliopsida; Poales; Poaceae
Product: probable inactive purple acid phosphatase 28
Exons: 4
Coding region: 100-1263 (387 amino acids)
Cellular component (GO): cytoplasm
Molecular function (GO): hydrolase activity, acting on ester bonds
Source: RefSeq, a predicted model, not a curated record
GCUUAGUUAUUUGACGAAUUGCAGCAAGCCAUUGCUUGCUGCAAUCUUUGACCUAAUGAGUCUGACGAGUCCAGUAUCAGACUAUCAGGAGGCAGUUAGAUGUCGAUGAGCUCCUCCUGCCUCCUCUCUCUCCUUCUCCCCUGCCUGCUCUCCUUCGUCCUCCUCCGCCUCCCCUCCACCUUGCUGGACCCCGCCGCCGCCGUCCCCCGCGUCAAGAGGUCCCCGCCCCUCCCUCUCCGCUUCCGCCAUGACGGCGCCUUCAAGAUCCUUCAGGUGGCGGACAUGCACUUCGGCAACGGCGCCGCCACACGCUGCCGGGACGUGGCGCCGGAGCUCGGCGGCGCGCGCUGCUCCGACCUCAACACCACGCGGUUCCUGCGGCGGCUCAUCGAGGCAGAGCGGCCCGACCUUAUAGUCUUCACUGGGGACAACAUAUUUGGGAGCAGUGCAACCGAUGCAGCAGAAUCACUACUCAGAGCAAUUAACCCUGCUGUGGAGUACAAGGUACCAUGGGCUGCCAUAUUAGGGAAUCAUGACCAGGAAUCCACAAUGACCCGAGCAGAACUGAUGACAUUCUUGUCUUUGAUGGAUUACUCAGUAUCUCAAGUAAAUCCUCCUGGAUUUUUGGUACAUGGGUUUGGCAAUUAUCAUGUUGGCAUCCAUGGACCAUUUGGAUCGGAGUUGGUGAACACCAGCCUCCUUAACCUGUACUUCCUGGAUAGCGGGGAUCGUGAACUCGUCAAUGGAGUUAAAACUUAUGGUUGGAUCAAAGAAUCUCAGCUAAUUUGGCUCAGUGCUACUUCAAGAGAGCUUCAGCAAAAUUUGCAUGCCCCUGCAUUGGCAUUCUUCCACAUCCCAAUUCCAGAAGUCCGAGAUCUGUGGUACACAAGUUUUAAGGGUCAUUAUCAGGAGGGAGUGGCUUGCUCAUCAGUAAACUCGGGUGUCCUUAGCACCCUCGCCUCCAUGGGAGAUGUAAAAGGUGUCUUUCUUGGUCAUGAUCAUCUUAAUGAUUUCUGUGGCGGCCUUAAAGGUAUAUGGUUCUGUUACGGUGGCGGCUUUGGUUACCAUGCCUAUGGAAUACCUCAUUGGCCGAGGAGAGCUCGUAUGAUUUAUAUUGAACUUAAGAACGAGCAGAGAUCAUGGACGGAAGUUGAGUCCAUACAGACUUGGAAGCUGCUGGACGAUGAAAAGCUUUCCAAAAUCGAUGAGCAGGUCCUGUGGAGAUGCAGUGAAGACGAUCUGUACCACAAUGUCUACUUAUAAGAGCAGGAGUCUGUGAAUUGCCAUGUUGUACAAUAUAUGUUUGACCAAGUACAGUCCUUCAAUGAUGUAGCCUUGUAGGUAGUUGAUUGAUUGAUUCUUGUCAAGCUGGUUUGCCAUGGACCAAGUCAUCAUAUUUGAUGACAUUGUUGUCUUGUUGUAUGCUAAAAGCUCCUUGCUUGGGUUGUUGAAAGCAGUCCUGAACAUGGUUUGUGAGGAGGCAGUUCGUGUUCUUGUUGUUGCAGUUAGCAUCAUGUUCGAUUUUCUUUUCUGCGCAGCAGUUUGCCAGAAUA